UUAUUCGGUGGCUCUACCAGCACAACUCCUGUUACAUCUUCAACUGUUUCCUCAAACUCACAAGUUAAAGAUCAAUUAAAAGCACAAAUUGGUCAAGAAUUAGCUAUUGCAAAUGCAACUGAAUUAGUUAACAAAAUCACAGAUAACUGUUUCCAACAGUGUCAAAAACAACCAUUUGCUACCGGUGAAGAAAACUGUACAGAUAGAUGUCUUGAGAAAUAUAUGAGAGCAUGGAACGCAAUUUCAAAAACUUAUAUUGCUAGAAUUCAACAAGCUAGU
Molecule: messenger RNA, 279 nt
Organism: Hansenula anomala
Lineage: Eukaryota; Fungi; Ascomycota; Saccharomycetes; Phaffomycetales; Wickerhamomycetaceae
Gene: TIM13
Product: protein translocase subunit TIM13
Exons: 2
Source: RefSeq, a predicted model, not a curated record